Blepharisma stoltei is the source of this 996-nucleotide messenger RNA. The record is from the annotation of a GenBank genome assembly. NCBI's taxonomy places the organism in Eukaryota, Ciliophora, Heterotrichea, Heterotrichida, Blepharismidae.
AUGUCAUCAUCGUUUAAACCCGUUAGCUUCCAAAGCAUCAACAUAGGGAAGCAUAUAAAAAGUUCCAAAAAAAGAUAUGAGUGAAUCUUUGAAUUGGACUCAAAUGUGCAUACAAUCGACCUUUUUGUCAGCAGAAUUUCAGGGAAAAGGACAAUAAUCGUUGAUAAUGCCAAAAAAGUUGAUUUCAGAGAAAAUUCAUCUGAUCCUGAAGCAUCUGGCAACAUCAAAAUAAGUCACUAUAUGUUGAGGAUUCAUGAAACAAGUGGGCUGAAUUUUGACCUGACUUGUGGAAAAGCUUCAUUUUCUGCUUUAUUGAGCAAGCAAAAUGAAAGUAAUUCAAGUCAACAAAAAUCUGUGUGGGAAAAUAGAAAGGAUACAAAAGAAAAUGUUGUCCCAAAUGUAGAAAAACCAAAUAAAGAGGCAAUUACCAAACCUCUAAUAGUAAAAAGAGCUAGUCUAAAUCCUCAAGAGCAGCCUAAACCUCAAUACCCUGCGAGAUAUUCUGUUGAUGCAGGAAAACCUAAAAGUGUAGCUGCUGAACAAAAGCCAAAAGAAAUUGAUCUUUUGGCACCACCUGAGCCAGAUUUAAGUAAAAUCCCUGAUGAUUUGUUCGCAAAUAUUGAAGUGCAGCCAAGAUCAUAUAGCUGCAGCGCAAAUCCAUUUGAAAGUGGAAAUAAUUUUGAUUGGAAAGGAGAAAAUCCUUCCAAAAAUGUCAAAAAUGCCGCACCAGUGCAUCAGCCAGAGCAAGGCACUUUUGAUCUUUUCGAUUUAGACAGCUUGCAUCUUGGAGAUGGUUAUUCUCCAGCUGUGGCUAAAAAAAUCGAAGAAGCGAAUAAACCAAUUUGCUAUUUACCCUCAAAUAUUCCAAAUAUGCCAUUAAAUCAGCUUCAAACUAAUAGACCACAGCCUCAGAAUCCAUUUGGCGCUCAAAUGAUAAACCCUAUGAUGAUGGCAUACAAUCCAUAUUAUAUGAACAUGAAUCAAUGGAACCAGUAA